AAGCCAGCCGUGACAUCACUUUCCAGAAUUCCCCCUCCAGGAGCGUCUCAUCGACGGAAGCCAGAGCGACUCAGGAGAGCGAAACCAGAGAAAUAAAGAGAGGAGAGUGCCGCUGUCAGCCGUCCACACGUGUUUCAGUCUGUUUCAGCCACCCACACAUUAAAGAUGUCUCUGUAUCCAUCUCUUGAGGACUUGAAGGUCGACAAGGUCAUUAAGGCCCAGGCCCAGUUUGCUCAGACCACCACCCCCAUGCCGGCCAUCACUGAGGGAACCUACCAGCCUCAGCUUGCUACUCUUGGGAUGCCAGGAUCAGCCUUGUACCCGAAUCUGGAGGAGCUGGGCGACUACAUGGGCCUGGCCCUCAACAGUGAUGAAGUCCACAGGAACCUGGCCCUCAUGCCUGUGGCUGACAAUCAAGUAGCUGUGCCUUCCAGCUCAGGUGUUGGGGGCAUGGUGCGGCCCGUGACAGGGGCAGACGUUGGCAUCAUGCGGGCAGAGAUCCGCCCGGGGCUGCGGGAGAUUAUACUCUGUAAGGACCAGGAUAACAAGAUGGGACUCCGGCUCCGCUCCAUCGACAACGGAGUGUUUAUCCAGCUGGUGCAGGCUAAUUCCCCUGCGGCCCUGGCCGGUCUGCGUUUUGGGGACCAGGUCCUUCAGGUCAACGGUCAGAACUGUGCCGGCUGGAGCGUAGACAAAGCCCACAAGGCCCUGAAGGCUGCAGCUGAGACACGCAUCGAGCUUGUGGUCAGGGACAGGCCAUUUCAGCGCACUGUCACCAUGCAAAAAGACAGCUCAGGUCACGUGGGCUUCAUCUACAAGUCUGGUAAAAUCACCUCAUUGGUCAAGGAUGGCUCUGCUGCCCGCAACGGUCUGCUUACCGAGCAUUUCAUCUGUGAAAUCAAUGGACAGAACAUUAUCGGACUCAAGGAUUCUCAGAUCAAGGACAUUCUGACCACCUCUCCGACCACCAUGACCAUCACCAUCAUGCCCAAGUUCAUCUAUGAACACAUGAUUAAGAGGAUGUCCACUGGUCUCCUGCGGUCAUCCAUGGAUCACUCUGUCCCAGAGGUGUGAGAACCAGGAGGACCAGUGUAAACUGUCAAGAUAUCUACUAUACAGAUCUCUCUCUCUCUCUCUUUCUCUGUUCUUUAUUCAUAUCUACCUGUCUCUCUCCGUCUCACCCCAAAUCACCUCCUGCAUCAGAAUCGCAUCACCGUUUCUCAUCCUUAACAUCAUAAAAAUGCCUUUUUUUCUAUUCAGUUGUUCACUCAAUUAUUUUACCUUUUCAACAUUCCCUUCUCCUCUGUUGACAUUUUUACUUUUUAUAUGUAUUAUCCUUGUAGUCUGAGUUAUUUUUCCAUUAUUUUGUAUUUGAGAUGGAGUACAAAACAAUUUUUGAAGCCAUGCAUACGAUCAUGAGUCCAGAGCUUCCUCCUCAGCGUCGAGAUGAAUCACUGGCAAAUUAUGUUUUUCACCUUGUCAAAAUGCUGUAGAAGCCAGUGGUCAGUCGUUAAAAGCUAAAGAACCACAAAGAUCACGGCUGCACUUUCUGUCCUAAAAUUGACCCUUCAAUGUGUAUAGGUUACAUCUAAUCAUGGCUGAACUAACACCCGGGGCCUCAUGUGAAAACGUUGGCUGACUUUGUAACAGACCCCAGUGUAUGGUUGUUUUUACUUGCCAGUAAAACUAAUAGAUUUUAACAAAUUUGUCGAUUUUAGUUAAAACCAUAUAAUGGUGAAUAUUAGUGUUGAUUUUCGGCACCAAGAUCAUGUUUUGAUUAUUUUGUUCCUUCUACUUGACACCUAACAUUUAUAGACCCUAGAUUCUAACAUGUACAGUAAGUGAGAGAUACAAUGUGGGAAUUCCCAGCUCCUCAAUGAGAUGGCGAUGAAUCAUUGCACCACACUUCCUGUCUCUGUGGGCGAACGUUACGAUGAGACUCUGAUGUGUUCGGCUGGUCGGUACUGGGAACAGCGUGUGCACAUUUCAGGGGAAAGUGCAGGGAGAUGGGCAACAGUACAUGUUUGUUGUCAUAUGCAGCUUGGACUCGGCCCUGUCCAUAAACACACGAGCAGCACAGUCAGACCAGAUCCUGGUGCAGUGUGUUGGUGUUCGUCUUGUGUUACUUUCAAGGGAGUCUUUGGUAUUUGUUUGGACAGGGUCCGCGCUGGGCAGACCCACUAAGUGCACUUUCCACUACCUUUUAAGAGGUUGAUUUUCCUGUAUCCAUUUCAAGUUCAAUGGUCGUGUUCAUGGUGCCUCAUGUUAAUGAGAGAAUUCAUGAAAACAAACUUGUUAACUGCAGAAAAAAUAUUAUGCUGAAAAAUCAUCUGCUCAGUUUAAAUUCCUUCCUCUGCUGAUGAGCACAGUGAGACUGAGCAGAGCUCGCGGGGAUUUCUACUUGUUAUAUAUAGAGUCGCUCCUUUUAAUGCUGUUCAUGUUCGGAUGCAUGCAUUUCCUUUAAUUUUCUAGGUAUGUAAUCAGAUAAACAUUACUGUCAUUCUGUAAAAAAAAAAGUUUAUAUACGAAUGUAACCAAGAUAAUAUUGUAAAACAAAUAAAAACUCCUUCUGUUCACAUUAA
Molecule: messenger RNA, 2582 nt
Organism: Limanda limanda (common dab)
Lineage: Eukaryota; Metazoa; Chordata; Actinopteri; Pleuronectiformes; Pleuronectidae
Gene: sdcbp2
Product: syndecan binding protein (syntenin) 2
Exons: 9
Coding region: 166-1074 (302 amino acids)
Cellular component (GO): cytoplasm; plasma membrane
Molecular function (GO): protein binding
Source: RefSeq, a predicted model, not a curated record